GUCUAUGGUCCCAACUGCUACUUUGCAGUAACACGUGAACAAAAGCGGUACGCAGUAUUUUCAAGAGCGCUCACGUGACUUGACGGUCAUUCAACGAGAGCGUGCUGGCUCGACACCAGUGAGCAGGUGCAGCUGUUUUGUCGAACACGGACCGCUUCAUUCAACGAGUUUCACUGUUCUGGACGGAAAUGACUGGCAGAAGUUGAUCUGGGCUCAGAACAGACUGAUGGAAAUCUUCGCAAAUCAAGCUAAAAAAAUCCUCACAAUCGAACUUCAAGAUGUUCUACAGCAACAUGUCUGGAAGGAGGAGGAGGAUGAGCUGCAACUUAGUCUGGACCACAGGAAACCAGAUCUUCUACAGGUCAAAGAAGAAGGACUGAGCCCAAGUAAGGAUGGACAGCUGCUUAAACUGAAGCAGGAGACUGACGUGACAAUUCAGGUCAAGACUAAAGACGAAGAAAUGACUAAAGAUGUGUCACAGUAUCAAAUCUGUCAGCAGCAACUCUGCAAACAGGAGAGGGGCAGCAGUCUGGAUCUUGAGGAAAAACAACCUCGAUCAAUAAAAGAAGAAAAGGCGGAACUCUUGAGCCGUCAUGAGAGACAGCAGCCUGUGGUGAAGCAGGAGAUGGACACUUUAACUAUGACUCCUUAUAAUGGUGAAGAUGCUAACAUUGAAACGGAACCCAGAAGUAUUACUAUUGUGGCUGAAAGCCAGGUUCUGGAUGGAAAGGUUUGGGAUUUUUCAAGUUCUGCUGAAAACACAGAAAUGGAUCUGGAUAAGAGAUUUGAUAGGAAAAAAGAGCCAGUUAGCAGUCCAGGUAACUCGUCCUUGUCAGACAAAGGUAAAGAGCUUUGUUUUUGCCAGACAUGUGGUAAAGGUUUCAAGAAUAGUAGUUCGCUAAAGGUUCACAUGAGAAUUCACACAGGUGAGCGGCCGUACACGUGUGAAACAUGCGGGAAAAGUUUCACUCAAAACAGUACUUUGGCUUAUCACACCAGAGUCCACACAGAUGAGAGGCCCUUUUCCUGCAGCAAGUGUGGAAAAAGCUUUUCUCAGAGAGGAACUCUAAAUGUUCACAUGAGGACUCACACAGAGGCCAGGUCCUUCCCUUGUGACGUUUGUGGAAAGACUUACACCAGGUUUGGCUCCUUAACUGUUCAUAUGAGAAGCCACACGGGUGAACGGCCAUUUCUCUGUGAGAGGUGCGAUCAAAGUUUCUUCUGCAGGAGCACCUUGAAUUCACACAUGAGGACGCACACAGGUGAGAGGCCGUUUUUCUGUCAAGUAUGUCAAAAGGCUUUUUCCCAAAACAGCACUUUAGUCGCUCAUGUUAGAACUCACUCAGGCGAGAGGCCCUUUUCCUGUGAGACAUGUGGAAAAAGUUACACAAAGUUGAAAUAUUUAACUCGCCAUAUGAAAAAUCACAAGUGAAAUGGAGGUGGGGUUGAAAUUAAGAAACUCAAAUUGAUAGAAAAAGUUUUUUUUCUGAGAAGGCAAUUGGCAGCCAGCAGUGAAACUGCAACACAUCUUAUUGUUAAGGAAACAUUUAGGUUUUGUUAUUUGCAGCAUUUAUAAUUUAUUCAAUGUUCUAUUGUGGCCAAAAUUCCCUAAAAGCCCUUUAGAGCCUUGUUUCUCUUAAACAGGAUUCCAUAUCUGAACAUAUGGAAUACCAGAAAAGCAAAAUGUGAGGACUGUUUUCUCUGUAUCUCCCUGAAAAAGAUUGUUCUGAUUUGAGCAAUAUUUCUAGAAUAAAACAAGGCAUCAUUAAAAAGUGAUUGUAAGUGAAAUGCUCUAAUCUGUAAAUAUUUACAGUUUUUUUCUGAAAGUUCUCUGAAUCUGAAAAUCACUAGAACAUAAAAACAAAACAGACACAUUUUUAGAAAAGAUAUUUGUGAAGAAGUUCUUUUAGAGAAGAAGGAAGCACGCGAUCUCGGUUGAAUUAUUUCUGGAACAAGUAAAUUUAGGUUUGCCAAAUAACUAAAUAGCUUCAAGAUUACAAAGCACCAAACAUGUUAAUGUUUUUGGCACGAGGAAUUUCAUCAUUUCCUUUUAGCAGUAUGUUUAACUUUCUUUAUGAUGAAGAUAGUAAUCUGCUGUGCUGGGGGAUGAAAUAAUCUGUAAUGUACACAUAGUCCAAAUAAAUGGUAAUGGAAUGCAUUUUUACCAGAAAUACCAAUCUGAAUAGAAAUAAGUUGCCUAAAAAACAUAAAUAAAAUAUAAGCAAAAGGCCGAAUGCACAAUUUAAUCCGAGAACUGAUAAAAGUAAGCAGUUUUUAACUUCUAAGUUUAUGAGAUAUUCUGGCAUCAUAUUUCCAUGUGUUUUGAGAACUUCUUUUAAUAAAGAUGGUGCUUAACUACAAA
Molecule: messenger RNA, 2362 nt
Organism: Oryzias melastigma (Indian medaka)
Lineage: Eukaryota; Metazoa; Chordata; Actinopteri; Beloniformes; Adrianichthyidae
Product: zinc finger protein 239
Exons: 4
Coding region: 227-1432 (401 amino acids)
Biological process (GO): regulation of transcription by RNA polymerase II
Molecular function (GO): DNA-binding transcription factor activity; RNA polymerase II cis-regulatory region sequence-specific DNA binding
Source: RefSeq, a predicted model, not a curated record